AUGGAGACUAUAGCUGGCCUCGGUGCGGAUCGCCCACGCCAUGUGGCCUCGCAGCAUUCUCUACGAUCACAGUCGCAAAUAGCGUCGAUUCCCUCAAAUCCUGGUGGGCCGCAUGGCGAGCCUGAAGUUUCCGAGGAGCUAGCAUGGGGACCGGCUCAUCCCUGCUUCCCACAUAUUAACCCGCAUGUCCCGCUUGGGUCUGAAGAAUACUUGACCACGCGUGUCAUUCGGAUUCGGCGAGAUUGGAUGGACAAGGGUGAUCUUGCGCCCACGUUCUCCAACCUCUAUCCAGAAAUUCUCGACCCGUUACUACCGGAACAAGAGUUUCGGAGGGUUAUUGCGACGGUGAAUGAAGAGCUGACCCGCGCAUUCAACCCGUAUAGUCUUCGCAACUGGAUAGACGGUGUUCUUGGCUUCAUCACAGGCUGGAUCUGGGAGGAUCUGGGGGCGCCGGCGAUCAAGGGCCACCUGAAGCGGGUCGAGGACUGGCUCGAAAAGUGGAACCGGGAGGUCGGGGCAAAGGACGGGGUUCGUAUCUGGAGUCUCCGACGAACAGCGUAUAUGUCGCUGGACAUUCAAAUCCCUGAUCCAAAAGUCGGUAUUGUGCCCAGCGAGGGUAACCAAUCGCGCCCAGGCACUCGACCGGACAGUGGUCCAUGA
Molecule: messenger RNA, 660 nt
Organism: Aspergillus calidoustus
Lineage: Eukaryota; Fungi; Ascomycota; Eurotiomycetes; Eurotiales; Aspergillaceae
Source: the annotation of a GenBank genome assembly